Linum tenue is the source of this 3919-nucleotide messenger RNA. NCBI's taxonomy places the organism in Eukaryota, Viridiplantae, Streptophyta, Magnoliopsida, Malpighiales, Linaceae. The record is from the annotation of a GenBank genome assembly.
UGGUAAUUGCUAAUCAACUUUAGGUAUGGAUGGAGAUGAUCUUACACAAACAAACAAGAACUUUCGAGAGUUUCACAAACCAUCGCUAGUCGCUACAAUACGGCUCAGGGUACGAGGUAGGUCAUUCCUCCAAGUCAAACCAUACCAUCCGCGGAACCGGAGAAGAGUCGAAUUGACUACCGUAACUGGGUUUAGUUGAUUCCAGACUUGUGUUUGUUUGAAUUUGAGUACGGGUCUGUUGAUUGACUUUAACCGCGCCGCAAAUCUACUUCAAGGCUACAGAAGGACUCUGGUCAGUUGUGUAAUCAUGUUAGCGUGAAACCAGCCGGGCCGGAAUCAUAGGAGGAGGAGGAAAUGGAGCUGAUUAACAUUUGAUGUGGGCGGAGCAACUGGAUAGCUUGCCGCCGCUGGUGUUUGGUUGCUAGAGAAGAACUGAAAUGGAAGCAGUAGCGGAAGGGCUAUGGGGACUGGCGGACUACCACGAGAAGGAAGGGGAGAUAGCCAAGUCCAUAAAGUGUUUGGAAGCCAUUUGCCAGUCCCAUGACUCCUUCUUGCCAAUCAUCGAGGUCAAGACCCGUCUUCGACUUGCCACUCUCCUUCUCAAGCAUACCCACAACGCCAAUCACGCUAAAUCCCACCUCGAGCGCUCUCAGCUACUCUUGAAAUCCAUCCCUUCCUGCUUCGACUUGAAGUGUCGCACCUUCAGCUUGUUGAGCCAGUGUUAUCACCUUGUCGGCGCCAUUCAUCGCCAGAAACAGAUUCUUCACAAGGCCCUUGACCUUGCCGCUUCUGCUAAUUCAGAUGUGUCCGCAAACCUCUGGGCUUGUAACUUCAAUUCCCAGCUCGCCAAUGCUUUGAUCAUUGAAGGAGAUUGCAGCUCUGCCCUCUCUGUUUUGGAGUCUGGUUAUGCUUCUGCUACUCAACUAUAUUAUCCCCAAUUACAGAUGUUCUUUGCCACUUCGAUCCUUCAUGUGCACCUUAUGCAAUGGCCUGAUGAUAACCUAGUUCAGAGUGCUCUUCACAGAUGCGACGAGAUUUGGGGCUCGCUCUCCCCGGAUAAAAGCGCUACCCAGCAUGUGGACAAGUUGGAUGCUGCUAUGAAGGCAGACUUGCAGAAAAUGAGAGAAAUACAGCGACUGUCCAAUGAACUUAAUGCCAUCAGUCAAAGUUUGUCGCGGUCUGACCUACCAAACAGAGAGAGGUUACUACUCUCUACCAAGCAAGCCCAUCUUCAAGAUCAGAUCACAAGUCUGAGUGCAUUUAGUUCCUUCCUAGAGCAACCUCUGGAACCUGCCUACUUUGGGAAUGCAUCUCGGGCAUGGCAAGAUAAGCUUUUCCUAGCACCUCCUCCUGUUGAUGGGGAGUGGCUGCCGAAAAGUGCUGUGUACUCUCUGGUUGACCUUAUGGUGGUUGUGUUCGGCCGUCCAAGAGGGCUAUUCAAGGAGUGUGCAAAGCGGAUUCAAUCCGGAAUACAAACUAUCCAAGGAGAGCUGGCAAAACUUGGGAUCAAUGAAGGUGUUAGAGAAGUGGAUGUGCAGCACUCUUCGAUUUGGAUGGCUGGCGUGUAUUUGAUAUUGCUAAUGCAGUUACUGGAGAACAAUGUUGCCAUGGAGCUUACUCGGUCUGAAUUUGUUGCUGCACAACAGACAUUGCUGCGAAUGAAAGAUUUGUUCGUUCGCUUUCCAACUAUCUUGCAAGGUUGUGAGAGUGUUAUCGAGUUGCUCAGGGGCCAAUAUGCUCAUUACGUUGGUUGUUAUAGUGGAGCCGCUUUUCAUUUCAUCGAAGCAGCAAAGAUGACGGAGAGUAAAUCUGUGCAAGCUAUGUGCCACAUUUAUGCUGCUAUCUCUCAUUUCUGCUGUGGGGAUGCUGAAUCAUUGGCACAGGCACUUGAUCUGAUUGGACCAGUUUAUAGAAUGAAAGAUUCUUAUGUUGGGGUGCGAGAGGAGGCAAAUGUGCAUUUUGUGUAUGGCCUUCUAUUGGUCAGGCAGAAUGAUUACGAAGAAGCACGAACUAAGUUGGCUAAAGGAUUGCAGAUUGCACAUACUAGCACAGGGAAUCUUCAACUCAUUUCACAGUAUUUGACCAUUCUUGGGCAUUUGGCACUCUCCCUGCAUGACACUAUACAAGCUAGAGAAAUUCUGAGAUCUGCCCUUACGCUGGCAAAGAAGCUUUAUGAUGUCCCGACUCAGAUAUGGGUGCUUUCGGUUCUGAAAGAUUUGUAUCAAGGGUUAGGUGAGGUUGGAAAUCAGAUGGAGAAUGAUGAAUACCAGAAGAAGAAGUCAGAUGAGCUUCAAAGGAAAAUCGCUGAUGCACAAUCAUCAAUACACCACCUUGAACUGAUUGAGCUGUCAAGGUUCAAAGUCAUUGACAUGAAGCGUGGUGUGGCAGCAAGCCAAUCUAUGAGUGCCAAUCUUGACAUUCCUGAAUCUGUUGGUCUAUGGACUACUCAGCCGGGUUCGUCAUCAUCAAGGUUGCUCGAUGUCGAUAGCAGAAGACGGCCCAAGAGAAGGUGAUGUGAUUGUGAUCACAAUUAGAGGAGCGUCACUCAAAACUCUCUGGGUGUGUAAAUUAACGAUCAGCACGGCAAACCUGAACUUAUAUUUGAAGGUGUGUGCCAAGAUCUUCUUCUAGACACCAGCUCUUAGUUAGUGACCGAUUGUAUUGUAUGUAAAGUCACAGUAGCGGGAGAUAACUUGGUAAUUUGCAUGUAAAUGUAGUGCAAAUGAAAUUCUGUAUCUUUACAAAGAUCCCUGUUUUGAGCAUAGAAUACAAAUAGGGUAGUGCCCGAGUCUACUGUGAGGCAUGAAGGAAUAGAGAAAGGUGUUCGGUUUGGUGGUCAAGCAACCUCAGUCUCAGGUGUCAGUCCAGAGAUCUCUUUGAGCGGCUUCCACACAAACUGCCUCCUGUUGCCGCAUUCGGCGAUGACACGGACUUUGGGACGGAGUGUUGGAAGCAAUGCGAGGAAUUGCAGCUCAGCCUUGGAAAGAACCUGCAGAUGGAUGAAUGGGUCAUCUGGCUUUUGACGUUCUAUGUUACACAAGUAGGUGUAAUUAUGAUUGUACCUUGGCUUCGAUCACCCAGACGAUGAGGCCUUUGGCAUCUGGUGGAAGCGCAGCAAGUCGAUAGUCCACUUCAGGCGGGAAAUACCACCUGGCAAUUGGUUGCUUCCCCAGAUGUGCCUGUGGUGAAAGACGGCUGAGUGUUCAAAUUGUGAUCAGGGAAACAGAGAAAACAGCAGUAGUAGUACUAGUACUGGUACUGACGGGGCAAACGGGAUGGACUUUGGUGAGAGUGGUCUCCGGGUCGCCCAGCCCGCGAGCGGUGAGGUCCAGGAAAUAGUAGCCGUCGUAACGAAGGCGGGUGAAGUAGCGGCCCUCGUAGCCGCCCUCGUGCGGCGGGUAAAUGGCGAGAGAUUUGUGCUGUUCCACGUCCGACAGCCACUGCCCCAAAUCGAACCUCGCCAAAUCCCCACCAAUGAACUCCAAAAUCCCUCUCCCGCUGUCGUUGCGCAAGUUGCAGCGAAUUGUCGCUGCUCUCCUAGUCUGCAACGGCGCUUUCCUGCUCCAGCUCCGGCAGCCGCCACCGUCCACCAACGCCCUCUUCACUGCCGCCGGGCUGUGCCGCCGCUGCUGUACUGCAGCUUGCACCAGCUGGCAGCAAUUGGAUGCUGCUGCCAUUUUUCUUGCUCUUUCGGCCUGGCUAAUCAACUUGGAUGGCUUGUUGGCCAAAUUGGGACAAGGGCCAAACAGCAGAGCAAGUCAGAAAGACAAGCUCAGACCUCAGGGCAUCCCCAAUGCUUGUCUUUCGGGUUGGCCAUUGUUUCGUAUUUUGUAAGGUUGAGAAAUUAGUAAGAUAAGGAAAGCUGUAUCUAUAUUCUAUAAUCAGAGAGAGGUGCAUAUGGCUCAAGAUAGGGUGCAUA